UGUGCACCCCAAUACCUCACACAUCCCACUGUACAACGCAGUACACGGCACACCCAUCCCUGUGCACCCCAAUACAGCACACACCCAUCCCUGUGCACCCCAAUACAUCACACACCCAUCCCUGUGCACCCCAAUACAGCACACACCCAUCCCUGUGCACCCCAAUACAGCACACACCCAUCCCUGUGCACCCCAAUACACUGUGCACCCCAAUACAUGGCACACCCUGCUCCCUGUGCACCCCAAUACCUCACACACCCCAGUGUACAACCCAAUACACAGCACACCCAUCCUUGUGCAGCCCCAUACAGCACACACCAAUCCCUGUGCACCCCAAUACACUGUGCACCCCAAUACCUCACAAACCCCAGUGUACAACCCAAUACACAGCACACCCAUCCCUGUGCACCCCAAUACAGCACACACCAAUCCCAGUGCACUCCAAUACAUCACACACCCAUCCCUGUGCACCCCAAUACAUCACACCCAUCCCUGUGCACCCCAAUACAUCACACACCCAUCCCUGUGCACCCCAAUACAUCACACCCAUCCCUGUGCACCCCAAUACAGCACACACCCAUCCCUGUCCACCCCAAUACACUGUGCACCCCAAUACAUGGCACACCCCAGUCCCUGUGCCCCCGAUACAUGGUGCACCCCAGUAUAUGGCACACCCCAGUCCCAGUGCCCCCCAGUACACUCUGCACCCCAAUACAUGGCACACCCCAGUCCCGGUGCCCCCCGCGGACCCCAAAUCCCCACGCACCCCAAUUCCUGAGCAUCCAAAUCCCUGUGCAUCCCAAUCCCUGUGUACCCCAAUCCCUGAGCAUCCCAAUCCCUGCGCACCGCAACACCUGAGCAUCCCAAUCCCUGAGCACCCCAACACCUGAGCAUCCCAAUCCCUGAGCACCCCAACACCUGCACACUCCAAUCCCCGCGCACCCCAAUCCCUGCACAUCCCUAUCCCUGUGCACCCCAAAUCCCCGCGCACCCCAAUCCCCGUGCACCCCAAUCCCCGCGCACCCCAAUCCCUGCUCAUCCCUAUCCCUGCGCACCCCAAUCCCUGAGCACCCCAGUCCCCGCGCACCCCAAAUCCCCGCGCACCCCAAAUCCCCGCGCAUCCCAAUCCCUGCGCAUCCCUAUCCCUGUGCACCCCAAAUCCCCGCGCACCCCAAUCCCCGUGCACCCCAAUCCCCGCGCACCCCAAUCCCUGCUCAUCCCUAUCCCUGCGCACCCCAAUCCCUGAGCACCCAAAUCCCCGCGCCCCCCAAAUCCCCGCGCAUCCCUCUCCCCGUGUCCCCCCGUUCCCGCCGCUCCCUCCCGGCCCAUCCCGCGCUGCGGGGGCGGCCCCGGCCCGGCCGCUCUGGGGGUGCGGGGGCGUUUCCCGCCCCUCCCGUUGCGGGGGCGUUUCCCCGCGCCGGGGUCGCGCACGUCCGGCCCCGCCCGUUAAAUUCCGGGGGGCUGCGGGCUCGCCCCCUCCGCCGGGACCACCAUGGCCAGUGAGGCCGAGCCCGCCCGGCGCCGCCGCUGCUGCCGCUGCUGCUGCGGGCAGGACCCGCCCGACAUUCCCAAGGCCACGGAUUCCCGGCGGGGCUCCCUGUGCGACCGGCACUGCUCCACCACCAUCAACAACGACCUGGGCGACCUGGGCUGCCACCUGCACCGGCCCCGCGGCCCCAUGGCCACGCCCGAGGAGUGUGAGAGCUGCGCCAGGACCACCCUGACGGCCGAGAACGCCGUGGAGGCCAACAAGCUCUCCAACAACUACAAGUUCGGCUUCAAGAAGUGGAAGAGCCACGUGACGGCGCGGCCCUGGGAGGAGCGCUCCGACAUCGUCAAGGAGCUCUACUCCGACCUCACCGCGCUCCGGGGCCCUGCGGGUGAGGGCAGGGGGCAGCCCAGUGGGUUUGGGGGGGCUGCCAGUGCCAAUGGGUCCCAGCUGUGCCCCCCUAUCCCCGCAGGGUCCACGGUGACGUGUGGGAACGUCCUGUACCUGCUGCUCUUCGGCUGGUGGCUCUCGCUGCUGCACGGCCUGGUGGCCGCCGGCAUGUUCCUCACCGUCGUGGGGGCUCCUCACGGGCGGCUCUGCUGGGAUCUGGCCGGGUAUUUCCUGUGGCCCUUUGGCAAAGUGAUCCAGAAGGUGGAGGUGCCCAAAUCCCAGGAGGCUGGCGCGGGGGAGAGCUCGGCCCUGCUGGGGGGUCCCACCCCAGGCCGCUGGCGCCUGCGGUGCUGGGAGGGCACCGGAUACUGGCGCCGCGUGGGCACCGCGGCCUGGCUGUGCCUGGGGUACCCGGUGCUGGCCCUGUCCCACGGCCUGGUCUGUGUCACCUCCUGGCUGCUCAUCGUCACCAUCCCCGUGGCCAAGCUGAGCGCCCGCAGUGCCACCCGCGUCCUGCUGCUGCCCCCCGAGCGCGUCCGCGUCCGCAGGGGCAGGAUGACGGAGGUGCCGCUGGAGGGGGAGGUGAUCCUGUGCUGCUACCGCGCCGCCAACCCCUACUACUACAAGUACUCCGUGCACGGCCUCAACGUCUUCGCCGUCAACCUGCUGCCGCUGGUGGUGGUGACGCUGCUGCUGGGCUACCUGGACAGCCACAACCACCUGAGCAGCUCCACCCUCAAGUUCUCCCUGGCCCUGCUCUCCAUCAUGCCCCUGUCCUACUACAUCGGGAUGGCCAUCGCCAGCAUCUCGGCGCAGAGCACGUUCGCGGUGGGCGCGGUGGUGAACGCCACCUUCGGCUCCGUCACCGAGCUCACCUUCUACAUCAGCGCCCUGCUCAAGGGCUCCCGCGAGGGCAGCGCCUGCUACGCCGAGGUCGUCAAGUCGGCGCUGACGGGCACCCUGGUGGGCUGCGUGCUCUUCGUGCCGGGUCUGUGCAUGGUCAUCGGGGGCAUCCGGCACCAGGAGCAGCGCUUCAACAGCCGCUCUGCCGGCGUCAGCUCCGCCCUGCUCUUCCUCUCCGUGGGAGGAGUCUUUGCCCCCACGCUGUUCUCCAAGGUCUACGGGAAGCUGGUGUGCGGCGAGUGCCACAACGUCACCCAGAACCCGCUGGGCCACUACCUGUGCCACAACUGCCACUUCGACCUGAUGGACCACAACGGCACCCUCUACUACAGCCACGUCCAGCCCCUGGUGUACACGGUGUCCCUGCUGCUCCCCGCCGGGUACCUCGUGGGGCUCUGCUUCACCCUCAAAACCCACUCCCACAUCUACGACAUCCACGUCAGCGACUGCCACAUGCCAGGCCACCACCCCAGCCCCGUGGUGCACUGGUCCCGCUGGCGAGCCCUGGUCAUCCUGCUGCUCUCCACGCUGUGCAUGUCGGCCUGUGCCGACCUGGCCACGGAGCACAUCAGCCCCAUCCUCACCAACUCCACCAUCUCCCAGUACUUCAUCGGUGUCACCGUGCUGGCCAUGGUGCCUGAGCUGCCAGAGAUUGUCAACGGCAUCCAGUUCGCCCUCCAGAACAACCUGAGCCUCAGCAUCGAGAUCGGGAGCUGCAUCGCCGUGCAGGUCUGCAUGCUCCAGAUCCCCAUCCUGGUGCUCUUCACCAUCUUCUACCCCACCAACUUCACGCUGGUGUUCAGCGACCUGCACGUCUACGCCAGCAUGUUCAGCGUGGUGCUCAUGAACUACAUCUUCAUGGAUGGCAAAUGUGACUACUUCCAAGGCACGGUGCUGGUGAUGGUUUACUUCAUCCUCCUGGCCGUUUACUUCUUCGCCCCCUCGCCCAGCGGCUGCUGAGCUUCCGCCUCUCCCGACCCGCCGCGGCUUCCAGGAGUUCUCCGGGAUCUCAGGGACCGGCUCCGGGCUGGAAGCACCAUUCCCAGAGCUCCUGCUGCCGCCCGGCCCCUCCAGGGGGGCUUUGGGAUGGGUGGGAAGGGUUGGUGGCCGUGGAAUUGCUGCUGGGAUGAGUCACGGGGGUGUUUCCCCAGGGGCACUCCCAGCCCCCCUGACGUGCUCCCGAGGGAUGUUGUCCCUAAAGGAGGGGCUGGAAGGGGGUUCCUGGGACAGGCCCUUCCCUUGGGAAGUGUUGCACUGGGAGGAGGGGCCGGGGAAGGUGAUCCCAGGGAGGGAGUUGGGGUUUUGGGAUCACGGGGAGGGGGCUGUUGGGAGGCGCCCCGGGGGGUUCGGAGCAGUUUGGGCAUUAAAGCACUUUUGUACAGACCACACACGGGGUGGGCUCUCCUUCCACGGGCCUCGGGCACCUCAGGGGGCUAGUGAUGGGCUGGGGAUGGUGGCCACCUGGAGCCCGCCUCCGUUGGGCAGCGGGGAUGGCCUGGUUGGAGCAGGACAGAAUUCCCUGUCAGCGUUCCACGUCCCCUGUCUCAGCACCACCAAGCUCUGGGUUUCUCCAGGGCCUUCCCAAAGCUCCGUGUCCUUCCCAGCCUGGCCCUGUCCCCCUCAGGCCUUGUCCUUCCUUCUCUCCUGCCUCUCCCAGGGAGAAGUCAGGGAUCGCCUCCCCCCAGCAGUUUUUUGGGAUGGAUGAUUAUUGGAGCUCAGCACAAGCUCUUGGGAGCUCCCGGAGCACUUCAACACUCCUGGAGUGGUUUGGGUGGGAAGGGACUUUGGGAUCAGCCAGUUCCAUGGGCAGGGACACCUUCCACUAUCCCAGGUUGCUCCAGCCUGGCCUUGGACACUUCCAGGGAUCCAGGGGCAGCCACAGCUUCUCUGGGAAAUCCAUCCCAGCCCCUCCCCACCCUCCCAGCCAGCAAUUCCUUCCCAAUAUCCCACCUA
Molecule: messenger RNA, 4735 nt
Organism: Pseudopipra pipra
Lineage: Eukaryota; Metazoa; Chordata; Aves; Passeriformes; Pipridae
Exons: 19
Coding region: 1493-3742 (749 amino acids)
Biological process (GO): calcium ion transmembrane transport; intracellular calcium ion homeostasis
Cellular component (GO): membrane; endomembrane system
Molecular function (GO): calcium:proton antiporter activity
Source: RefSeq, a predicted model, not a curated record